AUGAUGGAAUCAUUGUUGGCCAUGGGUAGCAGCAUACGGAUGAUUCAGUUUUUGGUGUACAGCGUGGCUCUUUUGGGUGCUGGAUUCUACCUGAGAAGUGGACUGAGCCAUUUGGGACUACCAAUGGCUACCGAAGCCACUGAGAAACCUAUUGAGAUUGAAGAAUGCAGCCAGUUGAGCCAAAAAGCCAUUCAACUGGCACUUCCCACGGGAGAUGUCAUUUCAAGAGAUACCCGAUGUCCCGUUUCCGAUGCCUGGCUUGCCGAUUAUCUACACAACUAUUAUCAUCCUACCAACAGCAAGAGCAAAAGCAAAAGCAAAAAGAAGGAGGAAUUUGUGUUUUUGAAUUUUGGCUGCAACAAGGGAUUUGAUGCCGUUCAAGUGGCUGCUGAUGUUUCGGGGGAUCACCAAUUAUUUGACAAGCAAAAAUGGUACACACACUUGGAAAUCAAUACCAAGGCCAUUCGAAGGCCCAAUGGGGUUUGUCAUCAAGGGGAGGUUGAUAGCAACAGCAACAACACUAUUCACAAAAAGAAGAAACACUCCCACGACAAACCCCAUAAAGUUCAAGUCCACUGUGUGGAAGCCAUGCCACAAACAGUCUCUAAACUCCAACAUGCCGCCACGGCCACAAAGGCAGACAAACAUGGAAUACACAUUCACAAUUAUGCAUUGGUGGGAAACAAUGCUCCAUCGACCAUUCUGUUCCCCAAUCCACCCGGCAAAGGAGGUGUGGAGCAUAUGGGAAUUGGAAGUUGUCAAGAGGAAAAAUACAAAAAACACUGCAAACAAGUACCAGCCAUUACCAUUGACAAUUAUGUCGCACAGCAUGUAUCCACUUCCACAUCCACCACCAGAAUUCCCUUUGUCUCUAUUGAUGUCGAGGGAUACGACUUUACCCUCAUGAAGGCAGCGCCAGAUACACUCCAACGAACCGACUACCUCGAGUUUGAAUUCCACAGUCACGGGGACUGGGCCAAUCAGACACUCCACGAUGCCACGGACAUGCUCGAACAGUUUGGGUUUGUCUGUUACUGGGCGGGACAGAAUCAAUUGUGGAGAAUUUCCAGUUGUUGGAUGGACGUGUAUGGCAGUUUUCAUGGCUGGUCCAAUGUCGCCUGUGUCAAUCCACUCCAUCAGCCAGGGUUGGCCGCCAAAAUGGAACACGUUUUUGAAGCAUCACAGGAAGCCGCACUACUCAACAUUGACAUCAUUGACAAUAAUAAACCACCAAGAAAGAAAAGCAACAAAAACAAAAACAAGUCAACAGCAACACAACAACCAUGA
Molecule: messenger RNA, 1287 nt
Organism: Seminavis robusta
Lineage: Eukaryota; Bacillariophyta; Bacillariophyceae; Naviculales; Naviculaceae
Source: the annotation of a GenBank genome assembly